This is a messenger RNA of Girardinichthys multiradiatus, 1124 nucleotides long. It is a transcript of the gene enam, whose product is annotated as enamelin. The record is from RefSeq and is a predicted model, not a curated record. The transcript is spliced from 8 exons. Lineage: Eukaryota; Metazoa; Chordata; Actinopteri; Cyprinodontiformes; Goodeidae. Bases 66 to 701 code for a protein of 211 amino acids.
GACUUAUUUCCAUCACUGAGGAGGCAUGUGUUAAGGUUUUGGCCGUUCCAGGGAAAAAAGACAUCAUGAUGAAGCAGAUUUUAAUCUCGAUGUGCCUUCUGGUCUCCACCUUUGCUGCCCCUGCACCAGGCAGUGAGAGUAGUGAGCAGGUUGCAGCACACGCUAAUGAGGCCCUCAGGUUGAUGGAGAUGUACAGGCUGUACCAGCAGCAGGGAUUUGGAAACCCUUUACUUCCAGCUGCUGAUCCUCCUGCUAAUUCCGCUGGUGCACCUGCAGUGGUUGCUUUGCAAGCCCAGCUGACUCCCGUCCCUGCAGAAGAUGUCUCGGAUGAGGAGACAGAGGAUGGGAAUCCCGCUGCUAGAGUUGCAGUCCCUGGUGCUCCUGCUGCUCCUUUAAACUCUGAUGAAGAGGAGGAGGAUGAAGAGGCAGAGGCAGCUGAGGUUGAACCGACUGUGGUGGAUGUAGCACCUCCAGACCCCACAGCAGCCCCAGCAGCAGCUGUUGAGCCUGAAGUGGUUGUUAUUCCUCCAGAUGUUGCACCAGUUGAUGAUGUUGUGGUUGCCGUGCCCCCUGUUGAUGUUGUUCCUGUGGACACCGCCUCUGAGGUGGCUGUUGAUGUGGCUGGCCCUGCUGCUACUGAUAUUCCUGCAGUUGAUGUUGCUACAGCCACAGCGGCUGCUGAGGUUUUUGGCAUUCUGUAAUUAUCCACCUCUCCAUUUCUGUGAUGGUGUCUUCUGUAUUUACAGAAAAUUAGAGUUUGAACACCCAUAGCUUACUUUGUUGUGGCCUUCUUGGAUAAACAGGAAUAACCCAUAACAAAAGAAAUAAGCAAAGAUAAGUAAUACAUAAUAAGUUAAAACUGCAUUUUGUUUGUCCAGAGUUAAACUAACAAUGCUGAGAUAGAUUUUAUUUUUGUUUUUUUCCCUUUUUGCAUUCUUUACUCAAAAGUUUAAUUGGCUAGCAUUGGCUAGCAUUUGCUAGCAUUUUCUACGCUGUUUCUACUGUGUGAGCACCUCUGACAAAAGGUCAAAUAAUAUGUUAUGUUUUUGUUUCUGACAUCCACGUUUUACUGUUUUAAUGAUAUACUUUGACUGUGCAAAAUUAAAACAACCAAUCAUUCUGAA